AUAGGGCUGCCCCCGAGCGAGUUGACCACAUACAAGAUGAUCCUCACGCAGUGCGCCGUCUGCGCCACCGAGCUUGGCUUGUCAUUGGGCAAGAAAUGCGGCCGCUGCAGCACGCGCUACUGUGGGCCCGAAUGCCAGGUGCAGCAUUGGAAAGAAGGCGGGCACGACACGCUCUGCAAGAAAAUAAAAAAGGCAGGCGGCGCCGAACAGUACAACGCAAAUGAGAAGUACACGGAGGCCGUAUUUCACGCGGCGGCAGCGUGCGCCGAGGACACGAAGGGCCAGACGUGCUUCAUCUGCACGCAAGCAUUGCAUUGGAAGACGAAAGAGGGCCUCGUGCGCGGGUGCGCGUGCCGUGGGACGGCGGGCUUUGCGCACGUGUCGUGCUUGGCGGAGCAGGCGAAGAUUUUGUUCGCGGAGGCCGAGGAGAACAAUUUGGACGACGAUGUGAUUUAUGAGAGGUUCAGUAAGUGGUACGCGUGCAGCUUGUGCGAGCAGGAGUACCACGGUGUCGUGCGGUGCGCGCUCGGGUGGGCGUGCUGGAAGACAUACUUGGGGCGGCCGGAGGAGGACUACGCUCGGAGAAUGGCGAUGAACGCGCUUGGGAACGGAUUAUUUGAGGCUAGAGUCCCCAAGGACUCGUUGUCCGUGCGAGAGGCCGAGUUGUCUAUACUGCGGCGCGUUGGCGCGCCAGAAGAGCUCAUUCUCGCCACGCAGAGCAAUCUUGCGAGUACGUAUGAAUUUGUUGGACGGCGUGAAGAGGCUGCAACCAUGCUUCGAGACGUAUACUCCGGAACUUUGAAGCUAUACGGCGAAGAACAUAGAGAAACGCUCAUAGCAGCCAACAACUAUGCGGCGUCCCUUGAAACGCUACAACGCUACCAAGAAGCCAGGUCACUGCUGCGCAAAACGAUUCCCGUGGCACGACGCAUCCUCGGAGAGAGUGAUCGAAUCACGCUCACGAUGAGAAAGAUUUUUGCGACGGCGCUCUACGAAGACGACAGCUCCACGCUCGACGAUCUCCGCGAGGCCAAGACGACGCUCGAGGAAUCGGAACGGACCGCGCGGCGCGUGUUCGGCGGCGCACACCCGCUCGUGCUGGCGCUGAAAGGCUCCAUGCGGCUGGCACGAGAAGUGCUCCGCGCCCGCGAGGCGCCCGAAGUCCUCCAAACGGCCGACGACCUCGCCGCCCAUUUUGAUAGCUUGUAA
Pelagomonas calceolata is the source of this 1209-nucleotide messenger RNA. NCBI's taxonomy places the organism in Eukaryota, Pelagophyceae, Pelagomonadales, Pelagomonadaceae. The record is from the annotation of a GenBank genome assembly.